Suillus plorans is the source of this 1131-nucleotide messenger RNA. RefSeq lists its product as uncharacterized. Bases 1 to 1131 code for a protein of 376 amino acids. The record is from RefSeq and is a predicted model, not a curated record. Lineage: Eukaryota; Fungi; Basidiomycota; Agaricomycetes; Boletales; Suillaceae. The transcript has 10 exons.
AUGACUCGUGGCCUCUUCGUGUUCACGGGCAGUGACUAUUCGAAGUGCUAUAAUACCUUGCCGAUGCAAGGAGCUGAAAUCUCGUCCACUCCUGUGCCGAAUGUUAGGGCAUCAUGUAAAUGUUCAUGUAACAAAAAACCAGGGAAAAACCUGGUUGUCUGCAUUGAUGGAACAUCGAACACCAGAGACGAUGAUAUCCGUACCCAGACCAGUCAUGUCUUCGAACUAUACGACAAUAUCGUCAAGGAUGAUCAAAAACAGAUAGCAUACUACGCCAGUGGUGUGGGAACGUAUGUCAGGCCUGAAGGUUUUGUGCUUGUGGGGCGGAUUUUGAAGAAAUUGGACCUGGCCAUUGCUCAGUGGGUGCACUAUAUUCGACGCUUCACGGCUCGCGAUAGGUACCAUGAUGGUGAUAAGAUCUUUCUGUUUGCUACACUAAAGAUGAGGUCAGGAUUUUCAAGGGGUGCAUAUCAAGUCCGUGCUUUGGCGGGAAUGAUCCACGAGGUGGGGCUUAUCACACCUGGAAACGAAGGGCAAAUACCAAGUGCCUUUCAGUAUUACUGCUCUAUCAAUAGCGGGAAGUUCAAGGAUAUUAAUAAUGCGAAGGAGUUCAAAACGCGAUUCUCCAGAAACGUAGCCAUACAUUUCAUCGGUGUAUGGGACACCGUUUCAUCUGUUGGUGUCAGGAAGACGCAGAAUUUUCCAUCCACUGAUACAUGCGAUCACGUUUGCUACUUCCGCCAGGCACUUGCGCUAGAUGAGCGCCGAGUGAGAUUUCUACCUGAGUAUGUCUACGGGGGUAUGCGUUCAGACUGGCAUAAAUACCAAGUGCCGGCGCCACCUCCCACAGACGAAGGUCGUAUCAAGGAGGUUUGGUUUGCGGGUAGCCAUUCGGAUGUCGGUGGUGCACGUUGGAAGAAGAAUAGUUACCCCAAUGACUUCCGGAACAUCCCUCUACUGUGGAUGCUUGAAGAAGCUCGCGAAGCGGGGCUUCUGCUCAAUCCCCGCGAGGUAGCUUGCAAAUAUGAAAAUGAAUCGUUUUUGAAACCUGAAGUUACCGAUCCUUCAAAUCUUGCGUGGUGGCUGCUUGAGAUAUUGCCUAUCACAUACUUCAGUCAAUUUCCCAUGUAG